UCCUCCACUCACCGUUGUCAAACAGCUCUGUGCCAGCUGUCACUAUUCAGGACGUGUGGUGUUCCCCCUCUUCACUGACCGAAGCAACUUUACCUCAUGGAGCCCCUCAUCAAACGUCAGAAUUCCCAGCGUUUGGGUCCCCACAUCAUGCCCACCAUGGAGAGGACCUACGCCCACAGUGUCGCCGGAGGAGCAGGGGGCCACGGGACCAGGAUAUCCACCACUGCCUUUAACAAACGGAUGGGUGGCAGCUUUGACUUUGACUACCAUUCUGGUCCUGGCAACUUCGUCAUGGGGAACGAGAAGGUGAACAUGCAGCACCUAAAUGACCGUCUGGCCAGCUACAUGGAAUCAGUGAGGAGCCUGGAGCAGACCAACAGCAAACUGGAGAUCAAGAUCAGGCAGGCCAUAGAGAAGAGAGGCCCUUCUGAGGAGAGGGACUAUGGCAAAUACAACGCCAUCAUUAUGGAGCUGAGGAGCAAAAUACUUGGCAUGACCAAGGGUAAUGCAGAGCUUGCCAUUGCAAAUGAUAACGCACGGCUCGCCGCAGACGACUUCAGAGUCAAGCUGGAAUAUGAGACGUCUAUGCGUCAGACGGUGGAGGCUGAUGUGGCCAGACUGAGGAAACUUCUGGAUGACACCAACAUAAUUCGUAUGCACCUGGAAAGUGACACUGAGUCUUUGAAAGAAGAGCUCAUCCUCCUGAGAAAGAACCACAAGACGGAUGUGGCUGAGCUGCGUGCCCAAAUCACCCAGGCUGGAGUACAGGUGGAUGUUGAUGCACCAAAAGGGCAGGAUCUGGCCAAGAUAAUGGAGGAGAUUAGAGCCAAGUAUGAGCGGAUAGCACUUAAGAACCAGGAGGAGCUUAAGGCAUGGCAUGAAUCUCAGAUCACACAAGUGCAGGUCCAGGCAACUGAGAACACAGCCGCCCUGAAAGAGGCAACCACUGAGCUAGGUGAAAUCAGGAGGAGGUAUCAGUCCCUGGAGAUUGAGCUGCAGUCCCAACUUAGCCUGAAAGCAUCUCUGGAGGCCACCCUGCACGACAUCGAAAUACGAUACAACAUGGAGUUGGAGAAGUACAACGAGAUCCUUCUGAGGCUGCAAGCAGAGCUGACCAAGAUCCGCGCCGACAUCCAGCAGCAAACACGCGACUAUGAGCUCCUGCUCAACAUCAAGAUGAAACUGGAGGCUGAGAUCGCCGAGUACAGGAGGCUGCUGGACGGUGGAGCAGAUUUCAAUCUUGAAGAUGCGGUCGAUUCAAAGAAGACGGUUCAGACCAAAGUGGUGACUGUCACCCAGACUCUUGUGAAUGGAAAAGUGGUGUCAGAAAGCAAGGACGUCAAAGCCAGUGAACAAGUUGUCGAUGCCUGAAAGCUUUGAGAGAUGAAGGAAAAAAAUAAAAGAGCAAGACGGCCUUUGUAACGAAAUAAAAUAAAAAAAACGUAAUGGAAA
Lampris incognitus (smalleye Pacific opah) is the source of this 1452-nucleotide messenger RNA. RefSeq names its product keratin, type I cytoskeletal 18-like. Gene Ontology annotation, biological process: intermediate filament cytoskeleton organization. The transcript is spliced from 7 exons. NCBI's taxonomy places the organism in Eukaryota, Metazoa, Chordata, Actinopteri, Lampriformes, Lampridae. Gene Ontology annotation, molecular function: structural molecule activity. Gene Ontology annotation, cellular component: keratin filament. The record is from RefSeq and is a predicted model, not a curated record. Bases 97 to 1371 code for a protein of 424 amino acids.